Molecule: messenger RNA, 1029 nt
Organism: Anopheles stephensi (Asian malaria mosquito)
Lineage: Eukaryota; Metazoa; Arthropoda; Insecta; Diptera; Culicidae
Exons: 2
Coding region: 211-987 (258 amino acids)
Source: RefSeq, a predicted model, not a curated record
AAAGAGUAAAUAAUAAAGAAUAACAAACAAUCGAAAGAAAUACAGAAUUUCUUCAGUUUAAAACAAAAGACGCGACUACUUUGAUUAUCUCCUGCCAGCCAACAACCAAACUUUCAUCCAAGUAAGCUAGUCUUCCAACAUCGAUCAGGCUUCCAAUUUGACAGCUAACAGUUCAAACCUACCCUAAAUUGUGCAAAAUCAUCCAGUAAGAUGGCCCCGAAGGUGGGCCCCCGAAUUGACAAUCGUCCGCCGCUGAUGUUCGUGGAAAAUGUUCUCAAAGCUUCCAAGAUGGUCCGGGACGUGGAGCGCCAGUGGACGAUCGUCCGGGAAAACAAGGAGCUUCUCAAGCGCAUCAAUCAAAUCUACCGGACAAAGGGUUUUCUGAACGUCAACUACAACUAUCGCGUGCACCAGAGCCUCAAUUCGGCGGCCCGCGGACGGAAGGCACGCACAAUCGAGCGUCAAAAUCAAGCCCUGCUCAAACGGCUGCUGCGUCGCAAGGCAACGGUCGACAGUAAUUUGCCACGCGAAAGGAAAAUCUACCACUGCUGCCAUCCGACCGCCGACAACCGGCCCCGGAUGGCGUUAGAUUUUUGGGAGCGUACCGAUCGACGCUUAUGUCGGCUGGUGAUCGAUCUGUGCCCCGGGGUAUCCUUCGGUGAGAUAACGCUCGGGCGGGGGAAACUGUUUCGCAUUUACGACGGCACGCUGGUCGUGAUACGGGCCGGGUAUGCAAGCUCGGACGAAGAUUUGCGGGAUACGUACGGAACGCUGAGUCACGUGGUUAGAGGAACCUUUGUGAAGCAGGUGGUGGAUGGACGGGAAUACUUUAUGAUCGCGCUCCGUACGAUCGGGACGAUUGUGGAUGGGAAGCUGUUGGGUGGCGUUGUGCCGAGUUCGAUGGAGAAGCUCGAUCUGAUCAAUUCGUAUGGGUCCAAGUUUGGCCGGUGCAAGGAACCGAUUUAUUUUGAUAGAAUUAAACCGUGAAGGGAAAGGUAAAGUUGUUUAUCAAACCCGUCUAUUAAUUUA